CGUCAAAAGCAUCGAUCUGGUCCUCGUAUUACACAUUUUUGCAUUAUUUACUUUUUCUUCUUUCGGCUGUCUCCUCGAAGAUUGGACGUUAGAAGUCCUUUUUCAAGAAGGAUGUUGUGCUGGACGUACUUGUGCGCUUGCAUGUAAAAAGAAGGUCAAUGCAAUAUGCUGGCUCAUGUUGAGGCCAUAUCUGCAAUGUCAAUGUGAACAGAUCACGGAAGAAAAGGGGGCGCCGCUAUGUGCCUUGCUCUUUCACAAAAAUAUCGACGAAUUGAUAUUCAUUGUGCAGCAUAUUUGUUUAUUGUGUGUUUGGACGAUUUGCGCUUCGCCCGAGCAGUCGAUCUCCUUGCGGUCUUCCAACGCCCGCAGAGGUCGGGCCUAUCGUAUUUUGAUAAACAAUGCCACCCGUCCAUGCCUACCAUGACCCAUUCCAGGCAGAUUUACUUAGUACGACAGCAAAGCCACCGACCGCCAUGUCCUCUGUGCUGUUUAGUGGCGGGCUGCCCGGAAAGAGCAACAUCGACUAUCUCCAGGGUGGCUUCGGAACUCCUGCUCCUCGGGGUAUUUUGCGUCCUCCGUUCGUCAUCUUCCCCAAGCCCUGCUUGCUCUCUCCCGGAGUUAACACAACUUCCAUCGUCCACGAUAUGAUCGCCGGCUCGCUAUGGAAGCCCAAGCAACUGCCACGGGCAAACCUAAAUCUGCCGAAAACUCUAUUGCUCUGCCGCAACGAUUGCAUCGCCCUUCUGAUUACAGUUGUACCUCUGUCAGGAAUAUUUAUAUAUACGUUUGAUGCCCCUCAAGCAGAUAUCGAGAGGGAUGUCACACGGCCCAGUCAGUUACCUCCUGAGAGUAAGAUAUCUCGCAGGCCCUCCGAGGGCGAGGGUGACGCCGCCAUAUCGGAACACUGUACUUCUCAACAUCCUUACUUCCUGUGA
Trichophyton rubrum CBS 118892 is the source of this 935-nucleotide messenger RNA. RefSeq lists its product as uncharacterized. Bases 399 to 935 code for a protein of 178 amino acids. NCBI's taxonomy places the organism in Eukaryota, Fungi, Ascomycota, Eurotiomycetes, Onygenales, Arthrodermataceae. The transcript has 2 exons. The record is from RefSeq and is a predicted model, not a curated record.